AUGGCUCAGAAGCCUUUCAACGUCGAUCAAAGCCUUGCUCCCCACGACCAGGUGCUGGCGUCAUACUUUGCCCAAUUAGACCUUGAGAACAAUCAGGCUCGAAAUGCAGGCACCACUCCUACAACUACCGCUCAAAUUGCCCACGACGGUGGCCUUGGUCAUGCCAGAGGGGCGACCAGAGGAAGUCGAAGCGGAGACAUGGCUGGAAGAGUCCUAGCUGGAAGCUCCCACGAAGAUUCCUUCAACAAUGGCACUUCCCAUAUUGCCAGUGUUGGACAGCUAGUUCCCAUUCACACAGAACCUUCCAUUGCCAGUACAACGACCACAAGAGGCCAAUGCAGAGGCUUUGAGGUCAUGCGAAUGGUUGCUGACAAGCAGCAACAUAUUAGGCGGGCACCACAUGAAGAAGCUAUCUUACGCUUUGCUCGAGAUCUGUACGACUUUUCACCCAACUACCAGGGUGAUCCACUGAACAUGCAGAAUCAAAGUGCUCAAAUCAACAACAAUGAGAAUACUGCCCUUUGGCUCACCGGGCUUCCAACCAAUUGCACUUACAAGAUGCUACUAGAGGCCAUCGCAAGAUGUGCCCCUAUAGGCAAAGUGUUUUCAACAGUCAUCAAUGCCGCAAACCCGGCUGCAAACAUGCCUUUUGCAGCAGCCAAGGUAGUCUUCUUCAACCGAGUUGCAGCUGCAAAUUGUCUCCGAGCAAUUGUUCAGGGAAGGGUCGUUGUUGGAGGACGUCGUCCUUCGGCCAGAUGGAACCGGAUCAAAUCAGCAUCGCAGCCAGACACCAGUAGGUCCCGGGUCAUUUUGAUCCGGGGUCCAUCUUCGCUGAUUAGUCGAGAUGCGUUGGAAUCUUGGUUCUCCCAAUGCUUUCGAUACCAGACGGAGGACAUCUUGGUCCACCCGAGACAAGCCGGGGUUACAACGCUUGAGUGGCGGUUCGGAAGCUACCGAGCUCAAGCGACAUCCGCGGCUCAGGUACUCAGUCGGGUGAAGUUGGGCAACACGAAGUUGGAAUGGCGUUGGGGAUUGGACCCUUGCGCUUGA
Messenger RNA from Colletotrichum orchidophilum, 1050 nucleotides. RefSeq lists its product as uncharacterized. Lineage: Eukaryota; Fungi; Ascomycota; Sordariomycetes; Glomerellales; Glomerellaceae. The record is from RefSeq and is a predicted model, not a curated record. Gene Ontology annotation, molecular function: nucleic acid binding. The transcript has a single exon. The coding region runs from base 1 to 1050 and encodes 349 amino acids.